Molecule: messenger RNA, 1146 nt
Organism: Kalmanozyma brasiliensis GHG001
Lineage: Eukaryota; Fungi; Basidiomycota; Ustilaginomycetes; Ustilaginales
Product: Fatty acid hydroxylase
Exons: 1
Coding region: 1-1146 (381 amino acids)
Biological process (GO): lipid biosynthetic process
Molecular function (GO): iron ion binding; oxidoreductase activity
Source: RefSeq, a predicted model, not a curated record
AUGAAUGCAUUCGCCAACGCCACAACAGCCGCGGCCGGCCUCGCCAAGCUCAAUCAGACACCCUUCUACUUUCAGGCGCAGCCAACAGUGCUUCCCGGCAUCUCGGACAAGUACCUCUCAUUAGCGCUUCCCAUCGCCAUCUAUUGGGUGGCAUCGCUUUUCUAUCAUGCUCUCGACACAAUGCAGCUACCGUUCACAGAGCGAUAUCGUCUCCAUGAGCCGGAAGAGGUCACAAAGCGCAACCGCGUCAGCGUGACAAGGGUGGUGGUCAUGGUCGUGGUGCAGCAGGUCAUCCAGACCAUCCUUGGACUUGCAUUGCUCGAUGAUGACUCUGUGGGGCUCAAACAGACCUUUGCGGAUCAUCCAGCAAAGAUCCUCAACAUCGCUGCUUUCCUUCGCUCAUCAACAACCAAGCUGCUCGGACCAGCCCUUCAGCCUACCUUCACCAAGCUCGUCUUUGGCAGCCAGGACGCCAUCUCGUCAGCAUGGUGGUUGUACUGGUGGGGCAUCCCCUUCGCUCAAUUCUGGUUUGCCUUCUUCGUCAUGGACGCGUGGCAGUACACAUUGCAUCGACUUUUCCACGAAAGCCGCUUCCUCUAUCGCCACUUUCACUCGCAUCACCACCGCCUUUACGUGCCCUACGCCUUCGGCGCGCUCUACAACCAUCCCGUCGAGGGGCUCUUGCUCGACUCGGCGGGCGCAUGCAUCUCGCACGCAGCCGCCUUCAUGACCGUCCGUCAGGGUAUCGUCCUCUUCACCUUCUCCACGCUCAAGACGGUGGCCGACCACGGCGGCUAUGCUUUCCCGUGGUACCUCGACCCUCUGCAUCUCGUGUUCCCCAACUGCGCCGAGUACCACGACGUGCACCACCAGAUGACCGGGUUGCGGUACAACUACUCGCAGCCUUUCUUUGUUCAUUUCGAUGUGCUCUUCGGCACACGCAUCUCGACGGAGAAGUUUCAAAAGAUGAAGAAGCUCGCUGAGCAAAAGAGGGCGUCUGAGAAGGCGAGCAAGAGCACCGGGACACCCCAGCUCAGCGGCAAGGAUGUGACACCAGCCGAGAUUGUCGAGAAGAGCAAGGAGCCUUUCGUCACGAACGACAAGCAGUCGUAUGCUGCCAAGGCUGGUUCUUCCACCGCCGAGUAG